AUGGCAAUCCAGAUCACACAGGAGCAGCUGGAUCAACUCUUUGGAAGAAAUCGUCAGCGAAGUUUUGCGGCCUGCACUGCUCGUUACAGCGGCGAAAAGGAUUUAGAAAAAGUGCGAGAAUUUUUACAAGUGGUCGAUCUAUACAAAUCAGUGGAAGGCAUCUCCGACAAAGAAGCACUAGACAGUUUACCCUUAGUGCUAACGGGCGAAGCCAUCACCUGGUGGAGAGGUAUAGGAACUCUGGUGAAAACUUGGAAAGAAGCCAAAGAUGCCAUCGAAACACAGUUUGCACCAAAGAGAGAGGCAUACAAAAUAUUUAGAGAUAUUUUCGCCACACCUCAAAGAGAAGGAGAACCUCUGGAUGCGUUCUUGAACAAGAAACGAUCGCUUCUAGCUGAAAUCACCGCCGUAGAAGGAAAAGAAGAACUCCAACUAGACCUAGUGUACAGUCUCAUUAAUAUUUCUAUCAGGAGUCGUGUACCUAGAAACCAAGUGACGAAUUUCCAAGAUCUAUUAACUGCAGGCCGACGAGUAGAGGAAGAUCUAGGAGAAAAUCGCAGAGAUUCUAAGCUGAACAAAGAAAAUGACAAACGGAAGAAAUGCACAUUCUGCAAGUUUCCUGGCCAUAAUGAGGAUGAGUGCAGGAAAAAGAAAAGGCAAUUUACAGAAAGGAAAGAAACGCCAACAAGGUCACCUGAAAACACAGGAUCCAUUAACUGUUACGGUUGCGGUCGCCCAGGUGUUAUGAGAAGAAACUGCCCGACCUGUAACCCGAAUUCAAGCGACCCAUAUGGUUUCUGUGCAUUACACAUGGCGCAGGUAGUGCAAGCUGCACAACCCACCCAAAUAAGGAAUAGAGCCAUGUUAGCUUUAAACAUAUUGGGAAUACCUGGAACAGCGUGUAUAGAUACCGGGGCACGAAUCAGCGUCGCCGGAGCCUCGCUCUAUCACAAACUUCAGCAGAAGAAGGUACCAUUCUCAACAAUCAAUGCCCAUUACAGAUAUGCUGAUGGAAAAUUGAGAACAGGCAAAAUACUAACCUGCCGAAAAGAAGUAAGAUUAGAAGGAAAAAAGAUUCCAACAUCUUUUAUUGUGUUACCACAUUCACCCGACAAUAGAACAUUACUAGGGAUGAAUUUUCUCCAAGAUGCAGGACUAGUACUAGACAUAGCUGGCGGAACGUGGUUCUUCAGGGAUCACCCGAAUAGAAAAUUCAGUUGGUUUUCUGAAGAAGAUGGGAAGAAAAUAAACCCACCGCAAAAUUCAGCUCAUUCAGUCGUAGCAUCGGUUGAUGUUGAAUCUCAAAGAUUCUACAAACCCAGGACAGAAGGAGAAUUGAUCGAGGAACAUAGACCAUCCCCUAUGUACUGUCCUUCUCCUUCACAACAGAGAUGGAUGUGGGAAGCCGCUGUGCAUGAUGUAGAGGCAUGGUGGGACGAAACCAUGGACAUAUCAACCCUUGAUAUCGUCGAUGAAGAGAAUAUUGAUCUUCUACUGAGAGAUGAAGAAUGUUCCGACUUCAGCUCCAGAGAACGGAAUUAUAUAAAUAAGAUACUAAUCGAUAAUAGAAAUCUAUUUCGAGAAAUAGAUACACCGUGCACAGGAUACGAGCACAGAAUCGACGUAGGCAACCAUGCGCCAGUAGCAUCACCCCCAUAUCGAUUGACACCCCAAAAAACAGCCAUCUUGAGAGAAGAGAUAGAUAAGAUGCUACAAGAGGAUGUCAUCGAAGAAAGUGAUUCGCCAUGGGCCUCACCUGUAGUAAUGGUGCCGAAACCAGGGGGAGGAACGAGAAUAUGCAUUGAUUAUAGAAAAGUAAAUGCUAUUACAAGAACAGACACCUACCCUCUACCACGCAUCGACGACCUACUUCAGGAAACUCGAGGUCAUACCGCCAUUACGACAUUAGAUCUACGAGCAGGAUAUUGGCAGAUUCCAGUACACCCCGACGAUAGAGAUAAGACGUCCUUUAUUACUCCUUUUGGAACAUAUAGAUUCAAACGAAUGCCAUUCGGACUAAAGAAUGCAUCAGCCUCUUUUCAACGAAUGAUAGACCGAGUUCGUCGAUCACGCCCAAAUCUUCUAGUCUUAGCAUAUUUGGACGACUUGGUGCUAUUAUCAGUCAGUACAGAGCAGCACAUAACCGACAUGAAGGAAUUAUUUCAAACAUUAGCGAAGUAUAAUUUACGACUCAAUCGUGACAAGUGCCAGCUUGGAUGCAAAGAGGUCAAGCUACUAGGACACAUUAUUUCACCGCAAGGAAUAAAGGCGAAUCCAGAUAAAGUAGCGGCCAUCAGAGAAAGACCUCGACCUACUAAUUUAAAGCAACUGCAAUCAUUUUUGCAGGCAUGCUCGUGGUUUCGAAAAUUCAUAGCUGAAUUCUCACAAAUAGCCCGUCCUCUUACAAAUCUCACCAAAAAGAACGUUUCUUGGCAUUGGAGUAAUGAGUGUCAGAAUGCAUUCGAGACGUUACGUGAAAGACUUGUUACAAUGCCCGUUCUACGACAGGUGGACACAGCUCUACCAUUCAUCCUCAGAACAGACGCUAGUCAGUAUGCACUAGGAGCAGUCUUAUUGCAAGGACCCAAAAAUGAAAAGAGAAGACCAGUUCCCAAUCUUGUUCCUGGAACACUAAUAUGGGUAAAUACGAAACUAUUAAGCAAGAAAGCAGAUGGCUUUUCAUCAAAACUAGCCCCACGACGUGAUGGUCCAUAUGUCAUCAAGGAGCGAAGAGGUCCCACAUCAUAUGCCAUCACGAAUCAAGAAAACCCAGAUGAAGUCAUCGGUGUAUACCACGCCUCCGACUUAACCCCAUGCAAAGGUUUGGAGAACAAAGAAGUUCCCACACACCCUAUCCGAAGAAGAGGCAGACCCAAGAAGACGAUAGAAGAAGAUCCUGGCUUACUCGCCGAGACGUCUUCGCAGCCAGAGGGGGAGCCUGUAACACCAAUCUCAACCGUACGACGCAGCGAACGUCUACAAACACGUCCAGCAACCCACGAUACAGCCCACACAGCGCCAUCCGCAGGACUACCGCGACAGCAGUGUUUAUAUAAUACUCGCUAG
Harmonia axyridis is the source of this 3066-nucleotide messenger RNA. RefSeq lists its product as uncharacterized. The record is from RefSeq and is a predicted model, not a curated record. The coding region runs from base 1 to 3066 and encodes 1021 amino acids. Gene Ontology annotation, molecular function: nucleic acid binding; zinc ion binding. NCBI's taxonomy places the organism in Eukaryota, Metazoa, Arthropoda, Insecta, Coleoptera, Coccinellidae. The transcript has a single exon.